GUCGCGCGCUCAGUCGUGCGGUGGCUCGUGCGAGCGAGGAUGUCCGUGAACGAGGCGCGUGUGUUCCGACCGUUCAAGCUGAUCGCGCUGCUCUGCGUGUUCCUCGCGCUCUGCCUGGACAUCGUGGCGCUCGUGAGCCCCGCGUGGGUGACGGCGGACGGCUUCGCGCUGUCCCUGUGGGAGUCCUGCUGGAAGAGCGAGGCGGACUGGCGCUGCAAGUCCACGCUCACGUCCGACUGGCAGAUCGCGACGUUGGUGUUGUUGUUAGCUGGGGCGUCGGUGACGUUGGUGGCGUUUCUCGUGGCUCUGAUCUCUCUGUGUAGAGGAACACACCGGAAACACUACCGCACCAUCGCUGUGUUUCUCUUCACUGCAGUGGUUCUGCAGGCCUGCGCUCUGGUGCUCUACCCAAUCAAAUUCAUCGAUGGAAAAAUGCUCCAGACCUAUCACGAGUUUAACUGGGGUUACGGCCUGGGCUGGGGGGCUACCAUCUUCAUGCUGGGCGGGGGGAUUCUGCUGUGUCUCCGAACAGACAUGUAUGAGGACGGCAUGUACUGAAGCCUCAACACGACAACAAAUGAAUACAAGAUGGGUUAAAGUCCAGGCUGUACAUAACACACACGCACACACACACACGCACACACACACGCACACACACACACACACACACACACAGAUGCUGUACACUAGGGCUGUCACUGUACAUUAAAAAUACAUUCAACUAACAGUACGAACAGUAAAAUUGAACAAUAUCUUCAAAAAAAAUUCUAUUACAAAAUACUUCAUUAUCCUUUUUAUUAGCCACUGAUGGAGUCCAUGACUGUAGCUCUUGUUCAAAUACAGCUUUGAAUUAGCUUUUAAAGCAAAACCUUCAGCUCCUUCAGCAGACCAUGCUGGACAGAGGCUCACAGAGAACUAUGGAUAAAUUAACUAGCAGCAAACUCCUCCAGUUCCCCUCAAGUCCUUCAGUCCUUAGUGACUUCCUGAGUGUCCGUCGGUCAGUUUCACACAGAAUGUAGACGGACUCACAAAACCAGCAGCUCCACAUGGUGAGAGGCAGAUGACGUGUAUCUCAGCCCCUCUUCACAGGCUCAUAACUCCGGAUGUGAGUCUCGUAGGAUCUCGUGAUGAGAUGGAAUUGAAAGGGCAGCUCUACGGAUUCAGGAAGGGUUUGGACCGGAUUUCUGAGCUGGAUCAUCACGAAGACACACACAGAUAUAGAAGCAGGGAAUUUGAUGUGCGGGCGAGUUUGUGGACCAAAGGGUUAAUAAAAGUAAUGAAUAAUUUCUGAUUAAACUCAUAUGUUGAGCACAUAAGAGACAAAUGCGAUUCAUGAAGAGUCACUAAAAUAAUAUGUUGCAGGAAUGUUUGCCAAUUUAUUAGGAAAGUCAGUUUAAACCUGAAGUAUUUGUGACAGUCCUACUGUAUACUAUACACAUGUACAGCAGAAGGACAAUGAGGGCUUUGAAAACUUUGUUUAUUUCUGAGAACUGCAGGUCAUUCGUCUACAGGAUACCAUACAGAGCAUCAAGGACAUCAUGAACAAUACCUGGGCCUGCAGCUCCGGUUUACACACAUCUUUCACGCCAUUGUGAAGGGUUAUGAGUACAAAAAGCCAUGUUCUGGAGUCAUUUAUCCAGUGAAAUUGCCUUAUUUCAGGGGCAGAUAGUUUUACUUGUUUGCUUGAAGUAACUAAGCUGAUCUGCUGAUGGAACUAGACUCUUUCACUCAGUAAAAUUGAUAAAAACGUCUAGAAGGUCACCACAGAGUGAAGAUAAACCUGUGAUUUUCGUCUAAUUUCCCAAACGUACUGAUUGCGCUGCAGACUACAGUAUGUUGUGCAUUCAGAUCUACAGAACAUCUCUGGAGUCAGUCAGCGCUCUGUAUGGAUGUACGAGCUGGAGGAGAAAGGGAGCGCUGAAAACAAAUAACCUCUCAGCUCCAGCCAGACAAUGGAGAGCGCUAACAAGACAGGGAAAAGUUGAGGCCACCGCCCCCGGACAGCGUUCAAAAAUCCAAAAAAUUUGUUUUUAAUAGAGGUUUGCGCAGCAAACGGCGACACUCUGAGUAGACAUGCAGUGGAGCUCGCGACUCCAGCAGCCGGUCUUUUAGGAAAACACACCAAUGCCAAUGCUACAUUACCUCAGCUAACGCUACUAGCCUUGUCUUUUUCAGCUACCAGCUUCUAAACAGCCAGUCUGCGAAGAGACGGUGAAUGAAGCGUGAUGAGAUGCUGAACACUGUAUUUCACUCAGUUUUAUAGGUAGACUAAAAAUGAACUUGAGCGCCUCUGCUGGUGUUUUAGAGCAGCACUCUGCUACCUGGUGCUACAGCCUUCUGUAGCCGGGAGUCCAAGAGAGCACAGUUGGCCUUCACCUUCUUAGUGUUGGUGGUAUCAUAUGAUGGGGGAGUCCUAAUUAGUGAGGGGGAUUUGGAGGACUAAACUGUGGCAAACAAUUGGGAUGAUACGUGUCGCGGCGCAUCCGGUGUGUGGUGGCCUUUACAGUGUCCCACAUACAUUGAGCAGAAAAGUAAUUCCUGAACUCUGUUCACGGAAAGUGAAAACAAAUUGGCAAAGACAUCUUAUAUACCUUAAUUAUUUAAAAUAGAGAAGGUAAUAGCUAAUAAACAGUUUUAAUUUUUAACUUUUAAUUUUUCUCCUAAAAAAAUUAAUACAAUAGAGACAAAACCCAGGCCUAGUCGACACUUUUAUGAAUGGUUUUAUUUGUCUGUAGGCAAAAUAAUUCACUGUUUAAAAGGUGUUUUUUUCCCUUAAAUAUAAAGAUACUGAAACUGUUACUGUAGCCCAAAAACCGUGAUACAUACCGAACUGUGGGCCCACUGUACCAUUGCACCCCUACUAGAAACAGGCUGAACAGUCUUAUAACAUUCUUACAACAGAAAUGUUAGAUAUAUUAACCAGAAUUGAGAUGAUUUCAUUCACCAACCUCAUUUACUGCAGUGUAAAAACACACAUACCCAUCAGCCCAUGAGCGCAGUCGCUCUGUUCGGACUGAACAGGCCCGUGUUUAACCCCUCUGGCUGCCGCUGUGAGCUGUAGGAGAGAUGAAGUAUGAGGAGCAGCUGUGUGAAAUGGACUACGACUCCCACAAUCCCCUGUGUGGGCCCCCCGCGGCCAUUCAGAGAGACUUGAGACGUGCCACUCCCUCUUGACCUUUUCAGCAGCGUGUCCCAUGGAUCUCCUCUCUCACGAGAGGACGAGGAUUGAGAGCCGUGCAGUCAAAAUCCUGAGGGACUGGUUUCUUUUUAAAGAAGAAUAUAUAUAAAUAUAUAUUUACUACUUUGUAUAUUUCUCGUGCUGCAUUACGAUGGAGAACAUAUCAUCUCGUUGUGUUUAUAUAGUGCUCACACUUGUAUAGUUGAAUUUUAUGUUAUGUAGUUUGAUCUUUUUGCAGGCUUUUAUUUUUUUCCUCCGGGAACUGUUGCUGGAGGAGGUGGAGGAGGUGAAGACGCUAUUCUGCGCUUUAGCUUUACAGCAAACGAGUUUUCUUUCUUUUCCAUUUAAUAACAAGUCAAUAAACGGUACCGUUGAACAAA
Molecule: messenger RNA, 3558 nt
Organism: Pygocentrus nattereri (red-bellied piranha)
Lineage: Eukaryota; Metazoa; Chordata; Actinopteri; Characiformes; Serrasalmidae
Product: transmembrane protein 47-like
Exons: 3
Coding region: 40-558 (172 amino acids)
Biological process (GO): cell-cell adhesion
Cellular component (GO): membrane; cell-cell junction
Source: RefSeq, a predicted model, not a curated record